Messenger RNA from Cavia porcellus (domestic guinea pig), 1201 nucleotides. RefSeq names its product lymphocyte antigen 6 family member H (gene Ly6h). NCBI's taxonomy places the organism in Eukaryota, Metazoa, Chordata, Mammalia, Rodentia, Caviidae. Gene Ontology annotation, cellular component: plasma membrane. The coding region runs from base 493 to 942 and encodes 149 amino acids. Gene Ontology annotation, biological process: acetylcholine receptor signaling pathway. Gene Ontology annotation, molecular function: acetylcholine receptor inhibitor activity; acetylcholine receptor binding. The transcript has 6 exons. The record is from RefSeq and is a predicted model, not a curated record.
GGGAGGGGAGCGGUGAAAGGGACCCGCGCGGAGUGCCGCAGCCAGCCCUUCCCUCCCGCCCUUCCUGGCUGGGUCUUUGUGAGGUUUGCGCCUCCUCCUCCAGGAAACGUUCUUCAGAGAAUUUCCAAGGAGACCUCAGCCAGGCGAGAGGGUUGGGGUCCUGUCCACCACCGUCAAGCGGAGCGGGGUCCGCGUCUGCGGCUGCGUUCCCCGAAAGACGAGGCUGCGCCCGGCUUUCGGUCCGCAGGGAGACCGAAGGGCACUGCUCCCCGAGCCGCGCACGCCGCUGAGCCCGGAGUGCGGACACGCAGGUGCAGUCCUCUCCUUCCUCUUUCUCCUACCCCUCUUCCUCCUGCCGCUCCUGUCUGGACUCACCUACAGCUUCCCAGGGAGGACAAGACCCCCAGACCUCCACAGGUGCUGGGUGAGGGGCCUGCCCCCCAGAGGACCCCCGUCCACAGUGUCUGUGCCUACCCCAGGCUCGCGGGGAGCAUGCUGCCUUCAGCCAUGAGGGGUGUCGGGUUAGUGAUACUGACCCUGCUACUGUGCCCCACACCGGCUCAUGGCCUGUGGUGCCAGGACUGUACUCUGACCACCAACUCCAGCCACUGUAACCCGAAGCUGUGCUCGUCAUCAGACACUGUGUGUGCCAGCGUCCGGAUCACUGACCCCAGUAGUAGCAGGAAGGAUCAUUCUGUCAACAAGAUGUGCGCCUCCUCCUGUGACUUCAUCAAGCGCCACUUUUUCUCAGACUAUCUGAUGGGGUUCAUUAACUCUGGGAUCCUCAAAGUGGACGUGGAGUGCUGCGAGAAGGACUUGUGUAAUGGGGUGGCUGCAGAGGUGGGCCACAGUGCCUGGGCCCUGGCUGUGGGGCUCCUGCUCAGCCUGGCAUCUGCCUUGCCCUGGGCUGAGCCCAGAGCCCUGCCCUCUGCAGGGCUUUGAAGCUUGGUCCUGAACCUGACACUGCCCCUCCCUACCUGGCUUGGAUGAGGCCUGGGCAGGGUUGCCCAGCAAUGGGGUCUCUGCAUCGCUCAAUGUAAGACCACACUGCCUGUCCACCAGCACUGCAUUGCAGGCAGCUGGACUUCUCCAAGGUGCCCAGGCAGGAGGCCAGGGGUGAGGGCAGGGGCCAGGUGCAACCCAGUGGCCUGGCCCAAAAGGCAUCUGAUUACCAAGAAAUAAAGUCACUUCUGAGUCCUGA